Nematocida parisii ERTm1 is the source of this 1084-nucleotide messenger RNA. RefSeq names its product 1-acyl-sn-glycerol-3-phosphate acyltransferase zeta. Gene Ontology annotation, cellular component: endoplasmic reticulum. The record is from RefSeq and is a predicted model, not a curated record. NCBI's taxonomy places the organism in Eukaryota, Fungi, Microsporidia. Gene Ontology annotation, molecular function: glycerol-3-phosphate O-acyltransferase activity. Bases 1 to 1035 code for a protein of 344 amino acids. The transcript has a single exon. Gene Ontology annotation, biological process: triglyceride biosynthetic process.
AUGAAAAAUCCAGAGAACUUUCAUCCUUCUGUAAGCAAGGAAACAAGGCCUCUUCCCAUUCUUAGAGACAUUCUUUAUUGUACGGCGCUUGCAGGAAAGGCUUUGAUACAAGACGAGUUUUCUUCGUGUUUUCAGCAGAAAGAAACAAAGGCAGAAUUCACGGUUUCGUAUGGCUGGAGUAUGUUUUGUCGGUACAGCUUAAUUUUGCCACUACGCCUGCCCGCCACACUAGUUAUACUUUUGUUCUACUCCACUUUAAUUAUACUCUCACGGGUGGUCCUUAGAGGGAUAGGAAGCAAUCUUCUUCUUAAGUUAGCAUGCAAAGGGCUACUUUGGGCAAUGGGGGUGCAGGUAAAGCACUACGGAAACAAAAAAAAGCCAGACUAUCCACAUGUAUACAUAGCAAAUCAUACUACAUAUAUGGACUAUAUAAUUUUGAGCAGCCAUCGUUUUGCACACUCUGUCAUUGCACAGAGACAGGAUGGAUUUAUGUCCAUGCUUUUAAAACUGGUAAGUGGGUCAGUGCAGUUUGAAAGAAAGAUAAAAGCAAAUCGAAAUGAGGUAAAAGAAGAGAUUCGAAAGCUUGCGCAAAAUGCAUCAAUAAUUGUGUUUCCUGAGGGAACGUGUGUAAACAAUGAAUACACUGUUAUGUUUCAAAAGGGGGCAUUUGAGCUGGGAGUUCCUGUAUGCCCAGUUGCAAUAAAAUAUAAUAAAAGUUUAGGAGACCCGUACUGGAACACAAAGAAGCAGUCAUUCACCAAAUAUUUUAUAUAUCUUAUUACAAGAUGGCGCACAGAGGUGUCUGUUUGGUGGCUGCCUCCUAUGAAAGCAGAAGAGAAUGAAAGUGCUGCGGAAUUUGCAACGCGUGUCAAAAAGUUGAUAUCAGAGAAAGCAGGACUAAAAAAUCUUGUGUGGAAUGGAUACUUGAAGCACUGUAAAAGUCCUGAAGAAAUGAAAGAAAUAAAGCGCUGGGGUGAUCAACUAACACCUACUCUUCUACCAGAGGCGGCUAGAAAAUCAAGUAUAGAUGGCUAGGUGUGUCGCAAUGCAUAAAACACACUAGUUAAAUAUAUAUGUAACUAGA